Messenger RNA from Paramormyrops kingsleyae, 2948 nucleotides. It is a transcript of the gene slc15a1a, whose product is annotated as solute carrier family 15 member 1a. NCBI's taxonomy places the organism in Eukaryota, Metazoa, Chordata, Actinopteri, Osteoglossiformes, Mormyridae. Gene Ontology annotation, cellular component: membrane. Gene Ontology annotation, biological process: oligopeptide transport; transmembrane transport. The record is from RefSeq and is a predicted model, not a curated record. Gene Ontology annotation, molecular function: oligopeptide transmembrane transporter activity.
GGGGGUGUGAUCGGGAGCGCUUUACAAAAGCAGAUUCGGACCGCCCCUCCCCAGGUUCGGACUUGCGAUAUCUUCCACGGAGGACGCUUGAGGCACUGGGCUUGGAAUCGCUGCCAUCAUGCCGGAGAAGGAAAACAACGAGAAGAGGGCCAAGUAUAAGGUGGAGGUCUGUGGCUAUCCCCUCAGCAUUUUCUUCAUUGUCAUCAAUGAGUUCUGCGAGCGUUUCUCCUACUAUGGCAUGAAAGCCGUGCUGGUCCUCUACUUCAGGUACUUCCUGAAGUGGGAUGAUGACUUGGCUACCUCCAUCUACCACACCUUCGUGGCCCUGUGCUACCUGACGCCAAUCCUGGGGGCCAUAGUCGCCGACUCAUGGCUCGGAAAGUUCAAGACCAUCAUCUACCUGUCCAUCGUCUACACCAUCGGGCAGCUCAUCAUGGCAGUCAGUACGAUUAGUGACAUCACAGGCACAAACAGCGAUGGAACUCCAAACGACAUCACAGUCCACGUCAUCCUCUCCAUGCUGGGCCUUUCCCUCAUCGCUUUGGGAACGGGUGGCAUCAAGCCCUGUGUUGCUGCUUUUGGGGGAGACCAGUUUCAGGACCAUCAGGAGAAGCAGAGGAGCACUUUCUUCUCCAUCUUCUACCUGUCUAUCAACGCUGGCAGCCUUCUGUCCACCAUCAUCACUCCCACCCUCCGAGCCACGGAGUGCGGAUCCUCCCACCAGCAGUGUUACCCUCUGGCGUUCGGAGUGCCGGCCGCCCUCAUGCUGGUUGCUCUCAUUGUGUUUAUCGCUGGGAGUGGAAUGUAUGACAAACCUGACCCGCAAGGGAACAUCAUACUGCAAGUCUGUAAAUGCAUUGGAUUUGCGCUGAAGAACCGCUUCAAGCACCGGAGUAGCGAGUUCUCCAAGCGGGAGCACUGGAUGGACUGGGCCUCUGAAAAAUAUGAUAAACUUCUCAUCGCUCAAAUCAAGAUGCUGGUGAAAGUGCUGUUCCUGUAUAUCCCCCUGCCAAUGUUCUGGGCGCUGUUUGACCAGCAGGGCUCGCGAUGGACCCUCCAGGCCACCACUAUGGACGGGAACUUUGGGGCGAUCACCAUCCAGCCAGAUCAAAUGCAGACUGUGAACCCAAUCCUGAUUCUGGUGAUGGUGCCAGUUAUGGAUAAUGUGGUAUAUCCCAUCAUUAAAAAGUGCCACCUGAACUUCACGCCGCUGAGGAGGAUGACAGUCGGCAUGUUCCUGGCAGCGUUGGCUUUCAUUGCUGCUGCUCUGCUCCAGAUUCAGAUUGACAAAACCAUGCCCAUAUUCCCGUCAUCCUCAGAGGGCCAGGUGAAGUUCCUCAACCUGAGGGACACACCGGUGUCUGUCAAAGUCAAUGAUGUGGAGGCAUUCCACACAGAACCAUUUAAGGCCACAGCCGACUACCUGACGUACAAUACAGACAAUAUUUCAGUAGCUUUGAACAUGGACAACCCUCAAACUUUCCCUUUACAAAAAGGACAACGGAAGACAUUUUUGAUAACACCAAACUUCCAAAAAUCGUAUAUGAUCGAUGAUUUAACCAGCAAACCAGAUCAAGGAAAAAAUGAGAUCAGGUUUGUCAAUGGCUUGGCUACUAAAGUCACUGUGUCCAAGGGAGACUUCCACCAAGAUAUCGGAGCUGCUGGCGUGUCGAACUCCACGAUAGUGUCACAAGGAAAAUCGACAUUCACCAUCACCUCUGAGAGACUGAAUUGCACUUAUUCCAAGGAUUUUGGUUUUGGAAGCUCUUAUACCUUCCUUAUAUCCAGCAAGUCGAGCAAUUGCCAGGAGACCAUUGUUCCUGUAGAGGACAUCGCGCCCAACAGCGUCCACAUGGCCUGGCUGAUCCCUCAGUACUUCAUCUUGACCACAGGGGAGGUGGUCUUUUCUGUGACGGGUCUGGAGUUCUCCUAUUCGCAGGCUCCUAGCAACAUGAAAUCAGUCCUGCAGGCAGGUUGGCUGUUCACCGUGGCCGUGGGCAACAUCAUCGUGCUGAUUGUGGCAGAGGCAGGUGCAGUUUCUGAGCAGUGGGCCGAAUAUGUGCUGUUUGCCUGCCUUCUGAUGCUGGUCUGCGUCAUUUUUGCCAUCAUGGGCUACUUCUACAUCUACGUGGACCCUGUGGAGAUAGAGGCCAAGUUUCUCUCAGGGGAGGACGACGAGAAAGACAAGAAUAAAGAAAAGGAUGGGUGGAACAUGGAGUCCAUUGAGCUGAACAAUGAUGAGAAGAAAACCAAAGUAUAAUCGGCAAACCACACUUUGCUUCUUACCCGAACUCAUUUCUGUGUUCUUCAUGUUGGCUUGAGUAUGUGCAGCUCCGCCCAGGAAGUCUACUUUGAACAACUGAGGUAGAAGAUUCAUUGUUAAGCUUACCUUAAAGUAAACGAGUUAAGAUGUCAUACAACAGUUAAUGGUAUUUCCUGGGGGGGUUCACAUGUAUUAAAAUACAGGACUUAAGAACCAGUUGCUCCAGUUUAAGGAGAAGGCAGACGGGAGCAGGAAUUUAAUGUCACUGCAUGAAACUUUUUACACCAGUCUUCCAGUGCUGUGGCUAAGAUUUUUAAUCUCCUAUUUCACCUGUAUUAGUUAAAAACAUUGUAUUUUUUUUUUACAAUAGAAACUUGCACGAUGUAGCAACAGUAAAGCUAUGUUCCCAUUAUUGUGACGGCAGAGAGUAAUUGUACGAAGAACAUUUAUAUGGUUUGUAUUUACAAAUUUGAUUAAUAUUCUAAUAUUUUUAUUAGCCAGAAAGUAACCCUGUGCACAGCCCAAAUUCCCUUAAGAAGAGGUCUUGUCCUGUUUCGCCGUGCUAAAUAACUUUCACGAAUCCAGUCUGUUAAUUAGAGCUAGUACAAAUAGUUAUCUUAUGUAUAAUGCUGUCUGGCUUUAAUAUGAUUGGAAAUUACUCCAACCCACAGUAUAACAAAAAAAA